UACCCCUGAUCUCUGGGACAAGUGCACACAUAGGUGUGACAGUUACUUGUCAUUUCCUUCAAACUGCUGGCCAGGUUGGAAUGACGCAUGAUGACAUCAGAGGCUUCCGACCUUCCUGAUUGGAAGGACCAGACUCCGUGGCGCUCGGCAACAGUAGUAGACAAUAGCAUCUCGCCAGAGCUUCUCUCCACUGCCAGUUGCCCCGCAGCUUGGAGAAGGGACGACCACUCGUGUUUAGCCCAAGUCCAGAACAAGAGUUGGGACAAAGCAGAGUCUAGGCUUCGAGGAAGGGAAGAGUUUGGGAGACAUCAUGGACAAUCGUCCACCGAGUUCCCAGGCUGAGGACGAGACCUGCCAGCCCAGCUCCUCAGGGUACCCCCUGGAGGUGACUGUCUAUGAAGAAAUCCCAGGACCGUCAGGUGAGGGAGCUGGCACGAGAAGGAAUUUCAGAGGCUUGACCGGUAAGGAGGAAUGGGUACACAAGUCGGGAAAGAGCCCCCGCAAAAGAAGGUCAGCGGUCUGUGAGACUGGAAAGCACGGGGGUGCUUCAGGGGGGAGGCAGAGUCGGGGUGGGGUUGGGUGGUCACCAGUGGCUGAAUUCCCAAGACGAGAGCGUCAUACUGUAGUCUCUUCUCCUUCGUCAGCCCCCUGGGCCGGUUGCACCUCCCCGCCUCAGCGCCCCGGCGGGAAGAGGAAGAGGUCAGUGGCGUUCAGAGCGGAGGUGGAGGGCGACCCGGCCGCUGAGGCCCAGGACACCUGGGUCGUGGAGUGGCUGAUUGGGCUCAAGAUGAAGCUGAAGCGACAGCGGGUGUCUUCAGUGCUGCCUGAGCACCACGAGGUCUUCAACAGGAUGCUCGAGGAUCCCGUCGUUAAGAAAUUCCUUGCCUGGGACAAAAGGCUGGAAGUAUCUGACAAGUAUCUCCUGUCGAUGGUGAUAGCUUAUUUUAGCCGGGCUGGGCUCUUCUCCUGGCAAUUCCAGAGAAUCCAUUUCUUCAUAGCUCUCUAUGUGGCCAGCGACAUGGAAGAGGACAACCAGGCCCCCAAACAAGCCAUCUUUUCGUUCCUCUAUGGAAAGAACCGCUCCCAGCGUCCCUUGUUCCACAAACUGCGUUCCCAGUUCAUCCGUUCCAUGGGCUGGAAGACGAGGGUCACUCGGGAAGAGUGCGAGCAGAUCCAGGCUUUUGAUCCAGAGCUCUGGGUGUGGGGAAGAGAUCGCACCCUCUUGCCCCAGGGGCCCCAGGAGCACUCAGGCCUCCUGUCAACGGUCUGCGCAAAGAUCACAGAGCCCAGGAGAGAUGAGGAUGUUCAACACGAGGGCACUCCAGACAGUGAUGACAGCUGUGAGGAAGGAAGGGAGAAAGCCUCUUGUGCAGAUAAUCGCGAAGAACCCAGCAUCUUCUAG
Messenger RNA from Delphinapterus leucas (beluga whale), 1402 nucleotides. Lineage: Eukaryota; Metazoa; Chordata; Mammalia; Artiodactyla; Monodontidae. The record is from RefSeq and is a predicted model, not a curated record.